Cinara cedri is the source of this 1393-nucleotide messenger RNA. NCBI's taxonomy places the organism in Eukaryota, Metazoa, Arthropoda, Insecta, Hemiptera, Aphididae. The record is from the annotation of a GenBank genome assembly.
AUGUGUUUUCUGAAAUGUGCAGGAUUAGUGGUGUCUCCAUCACGAAGUCCGACUUCUGCGGCCAACAGCCAGACGUCACUAGCCUACAGCCCGGCUUCACCUUCGUAUCUUUGGUAGUAUUAUAAGCAUCGAACUAAAUAAUAUUAAAUAAUUAAUUAAAUAAUUCGCACAGGUAUAGCCUUAAGGCGUCACAAUCGUACAAUAGUACGGACGCGAGUACAAGGCAUAGUUCGUAUAACGAACUGAUACUCAUUCACAAUGAUCCGGUGAGUGACGCCGAUUAUGAAACAAUUAUUAGUCUGAUGUCACCGUCGUAAGUAUCUUUGACCGUACCGUAACUAAUAUUGUUCAACAUUUUUAAACAAAAUACUUAAAAAAAAAAAAAUUUGGUGUAGACAUAUCGUGACUUCAUCUAACGUUUUAAGUACUUACAAUUUAAAAACAAUUAAUAACAAUAUUAUUUGGAGUCGGUUAAAUAGUUUGUAUAAUAAAUAUCGAAUUAAAUAAUACGAUUAUUCACGUAUUACAAGUUAUGUAUUUAAUAUAAUUUCAUAUAGGUAUUAUUCAUAAAAUACUUUAAUUAAUAUCUCUCUCUUGGUAUUCAACCCUUAAGGUUGGUUUUGCAGUUGGACAUGCGCUCUCCACUCUUCCCUGUUCCCAGCUAACCUCUUCAGUUCGGCGUAGCUUGAUAGUCUAGCAUCGAAAAUCAUUUGUUUGAAAAAUGAAGUUCUUGGAAGCCCUUGGCCUCUNAUCGUCUUGCUCUGAUGGUUUUGAGAAUCUCUCUGCUUUCAUCUAUUUCACUGAGUAUGCUUUCGUUGGUACGGUGUUCUAUCCAACUCACUCUCAGCAUCCUUCUCCAACACCACAUUUCAAAGCUUUCGAGUGUUCGUUGUUCUGCCUUAUUCAGAAUCCAUGUUUCGCAGCUAUAUAGUGCCACACUUCAUACAUACACUUUAAUGAAGCGUUUCCUCACUCUAAUACUCAUGCUAUUGGAGCAUAACAAAUUUUUCUUAUUCAUAAAUUAAUAUCUAUUAGCAUACAUUUCUUUAUUCAAUGAACAUAUUUAACGCGUAUUCUGAUUUCUAAUAAAAGGAAUAUUGUUUAUACUUUUAGUAAAAAAAGAAAAAUGUGUUUUUUUUUUUUAUUAUUUUAAGGCAAUAAUCCUUUUUUGAAAUUUUGUGGUCUUUCUUAUUUCGUCUUAACCAGUUUUGUACUAACAUAAUAUUAUAAUAUAGUAUACAAAUAUUAUUUAAUAUUAUUUAGCUUGCGCCCGACCAGUGAAAGAGGUCUGGACACGCCAAUGAAUGUUACGGGCCCCUGGAGUACAGGCCUUAAUGCGUCAUCGUCGUACGACAAUAUUCUGUCGCCAAGUUCGUACAAUAUGACUUAUUGA